AUGGAUCGAAAAAGAAGUCAAGCGAUUUCCGAGGGAUCGAAUGUUGCUUCAGGAUUCAGGACAUCAAAUCAGGUGUCAGAAACAGCCAAUCCGUUGAGCAACAGCUUUGGAUUUGGUGAUCAAGCUAAUUCUGCAGAUUCGGAAUGGACCGAGUUUGCUUGCGAAAAGAACGGGAUCUUGGCGAAUCCGUUUCGAUCGAAGCCAUCUUCUCCAUUGACGAAAGAAAUAGGAGAUUCCAAUGCUCGACAUGGACCAAAACAAAUGAGCCCAGCUGGAGUGGUGGAAGAUGUACCAAUGGAUGGUUCUUCCCAAGAAAGGGCAGUUAAUUUUGUCCCACAAAUUGUUUCGCGAAUAAUGUCAGAGGAUACCCAAGACACCAAUGAUACGGCUCCAAUGUCAAAUCGUGAUCCUAAUCGACCACCUAUGCAUCCAGCAUCACCAAACGCCUCCAAUCUGAAUCUGGAUGCAUUCUGCUCGAAAUACUACAACACUCCUGCCGGACAAAAGAUGCACUCUACCGGUUCUUUAGGAGAUUUCAUUUCGCCGGUAGAAUCACCAAUCGAUGACGACGAGGAGGAGGAAGAAGGCGAGGGUGCAAGAUCGGCGCAAAUACCGUCCAAUGAGGAUGCCAGGAAGAUGCUAGAGAUUCCAAGAAUGAAAGUUAAAUUGGUCCGCACUGCAUCAGAAGCUUCCUCUCUAUUGGGAGAGACGCUUGUGGAAGAAAAGAAAACCCGAGAUGAUACCAAUGAAAGCGUGCUUAACGGUGGUAGUACUGCAGUCAGUACGUCUAUCCAGACACCAGAAAGAGGGAGAACAAGAACUUUGGUUCGGCCGUCACAAAAUCAAGCUCACCGGGAUGAUGGUAUUGUCUCAGAGACAGCUACGAUGGAAUCGGCUUCAACAUUUACAGCUUUGGACGAGGAUAAGACAAGACCACUGACUCCUCACGCAUUCUUCUGGAGAACUUUUCCCAAUGUUACAGUAACAUCCGAUGAUAUUCAGAAUCAGAAUGGCAGUCAACAAAAUAGAAUACAGUCCAGGUUCCAGGAUAAUAGGGCUGCAGAAAUGGCAGUUUUAGAGGCAGUUCGAAUAGCUGUGCAAGAACACAUCCGCCAGCAUACCGUACACAUUGAACACGAGGAAUUGCCUCCUGGAUCGGAUUGUACGCCAUUCGUCGAUCAAGAAGUUAUCAAGAGGCUUUGGAUGGAAAGCCGUCCUUCAACGAUGCGUAUGUCGGGUGUGUUCACCCGCAAUGAAUACCAUCCACCAGAAAACUUGAACUUUGCCAUGGGAUAG
This is a messenger RNA of Cylindrotheca closterium, 1296 nucleotides long. Lineage: Eukaryota; Bacillariophyta; Bacillariophyceae; Bacillariales; Bacillariaceae. The record is from the annotation of a GenBank genome assembly.